Messenger RNA from Aureococcus anophagefferens, 573 nucleotides. RefSeq lists its product as hypothetical. Gene Ontology annotation, biological process: proteolysis. The annotation marks the transcript as partial. Gene Ontology annotation, molecular function: ATP hydrolysis activity; ATP-dependent peptidase activity; ATP binding. The transcript has a single exon. Lineage: Eukaryota; Pelagophyceae; Pelagomonadales; Pelagomonadaceae. The record is from RefSeq and is a predicted model, not a curated record. Gene Ontology annotation, cellular component: chloroplast thylakoid.
UCGUCGAGCGACGUGCGCUUCGACGACAUCGGCGGCCAGAAGGAGGCCGUGACCGCGCUGCGCGACGUCGCGGACUUCGUGCGCGACCGCGAGCGCUUCGCCGCCGUCGGCGCGGCGCCGCCCAAGGGCGUGCUCCUCCACGGGCCGCCGGGCUGCGGCAAGACGCUCCUCGCCAAGGCCCUCGCGCGCGAGUCGAACGCGACGUUCUUCUCCGCCAGUGGCAGCUCCUUCGUCGAGGUCUACAGCGGCCUCGGCGCGAAGCGCGUCCGCGAGCUCUUCGCCGAGGCGCGGGCCCACGCGCCCUCCGUCGUCUUCAUCGACGAGAUCGACGCCCUCGCGAAGCGGAGGAGCUCCGGCGCGCCGGGCGCCGGCGGCAACGAGGAGCGCGAGCAGGCGCUGAACCAGCUCCUCUGCGAGCUCGACGGCUUCGCGACGGGCGACGAGUCCGUCGUCGUGCUCGCGGCGACGAACCGCAUCGACGCCCUCGACGACGCGGCGAUCCGGUCCGGCCGCUUCGACCGCCACGUGCGCGUCGUCCUGCCCGACGAGGACGCGCGGCUGGCCAUCCUCCGG